UGGAUCGAUGCUCUCCGCGGUGGUGGUGGUGGUGACAGCUAUGGCGGAGCUAGAGCGAAAGCCAUUGAGGCGGAGGCUGUGAUGGCUAUCUCGGACACGUACACAGCCACUGAUAAGAUCAUUGCUCUCCCUCCUGCUGCGUGUGCUCUCACACCUGCCUCCUCCUCCCUCUCUUACCCCCUCCCUCCCUCCCCUCCCUCCGAUUUUUGUGAGGAAGUGUUGGGAAGGGGUGUCGCCUUGUCCCUCCUCCUUUCUGUUCCCCACUCUUCCUCCUCCCCAUCGGGGAGAGUUUGA
Messenger RNA from Hydatigera taeniaeformis, 294 nucleotides. The record is from the annotation of a GenBank genome assembly. Lineage: Eukaryota; Metazoa; Platyhelminthes; Cestoda; Cyclophyllidea; Taeniidae.